UGAUGAUUCUUCUGUCUCUGUAAACACUUUUUCUGCUUAGUCACUGUUAUUGUAACUUUCUAUUGUAUAUAGAAGAAUAAAUACAAUUAUAUUCUUUCUCUAUAGAUAUUUAUUAUUCUUCAUUUUCUUCAUUUAUAGUUUCAGUAAUUUUUUACCAUUAAAAAUAAUUCAUAUAAAUAAUUUUCCUUAAUAAGUUCACCUGUAAAUAGAAAUUUUCUGCUCUAUUCCAGUUUUCAAUUCCAUCAGACAAUGCAGUUAAGUGAAGAUUUUCUCUGUAGUAUUGAAGAAUGUGUUAUUCAUUCUUUAUGUCUGUGGUAUUUUGCUACAUUCUACUUUGCAUAUUUGAAUGAAGUUGUAUUUCUUUCUGUUUAUGUACUGUACUUGUGUUAUCUUCCUUCUGAAUUCUCCCAUCCCAUAGAAUCACAGCCUCUAUGGUGGAUGGACUUCUCUUCCCAGUCAACUUUCGCUAUUGAAGGAUUUCGCCAUGGCAUCUCCCAAGAGUGAGGAGACAGAAGCGCGUUGGCUCCCUGAAUUACCAGACGGCGCACAUCAGCGUACUAUCGACCCCAGGGGCGAUCUGAUUCUCGUUUCAAACUGUCCUGAUACAUGCCUCUUCAAAGUGUCAUCAAAUGUUCUCUGCUUGGCCUCUAAGGUCUUCCAAAAUCUGCUCAUAUGCAAUGAAUCUCAGCGACCAGCUACUACCCUCGAAAUAGGCAUCGCUUUUACCACAGAUGCCAUAGAGAUACUGCUUAGAAUCAUUCAUCUUCAGAUGAGGUGCAUCCCGGAACGACUACCACGCAUGCACCUGCUAGAUAUUGCACGCUUGGUUGACUGCUAUGAAAUGCAGGAUUCUUUGGGCCCUUUUCUGGAGCUUUGGAUCAAUAAUUCUUUCUACAUAACUUACGCCAUGGCCGACGAGGGGAGUGCCUUGGACUGGCUUUACAUUAUGUUCGUGUUUGAUGAGCACUUUUAUUUCACAAUGGUAGCUUCGCACCUCAUGUGGACUAGUACCGGGAUUGAUUUGGAAGAUGCCCCUGAAGGCUUUCGGUCUGUUCUCGAUGAGAUUAGAUGUGAACGUGACUUUUAUCUCCAGUCGUGGCUAAAUUCUAUCCAUAAGGAUUAUAAGGCCUACGUCGGUAGUUCUAAAUGCCAAAACCGCACUUGUACGGCCCAGGAAUUUGUCGUCGGUUACUUCACAAGGCUUUUGGAGAAAUAUCAACUUCUAUGUCCUCCCCAGCCACCGUACAAGGGUGUCACAUUGAACGCCGUGUCCAGAAUUUUCAUUGAAUUUCGGGAAGGCCUGGAAGAAGCUCCCCCAUGCCCUAUGGGAAACCGUCAUUAUCGCGUUAUGGAAGAGCGGCCACAGUCCAAAGACUGCAAGUUGUUCAAAAUUGAAAAUUUUAAGCCGUAUCGGCCUCAUGCCCUUAUACCAUUUUAUGGCCCGUAGUACGCCAUUCUUCUUGUUCUACGGAGGCUCCGGGUAAUCAAAUGCUGACAUUUUUUAUUUCAUGGCUGAUCCUGCUCCGGGCAUCUUUCCUGUUUUCCUUCAGCACUGCAAACCUUGUCAAUGUUUCAACACUUUGAAUAAAUCACCUGUUGUUCUCGUGCCGCAUAGGUGCUGCUGCAUUGAUGUUUCUUCGGGCAAGCCACUGUAAUGUUUGUUGAUUUUGAGGUGUAAUGUAAUACUGUGUGUUUUUGUCCGUCCAUAGCUAGUUAGGGUGCAAUAAAGAUGAGCUACUCUGGCAAAGAUAAUAGUCUUAAUACUUAAUAUUCACUCAUGGAGAAGAAAGUUGCCAAUGCUUACAAAUGUUGAGGUGCCACAUUUAUAAUCACA
Molecule: messenger RNA, 1834 nt
Organism: Blastomyces gilchristii SLH14081
Lineage: Eukaryota; Fungi; Ascomycota; Eurotiomycetes; Onygenales; Ajellomycetaceae
Exons: 2
Coding region: 485-1447 (320 amino acids)
Molecular function (GO): protein binding
Source: RefSeq, a predicted model, not a curated record